CCCUGCCCUCGAGACACAGUCGCUAGGGACGCCUGGGCUGCGGUAGCCAAAAUGGACCAGGAGGAGACGCUGACCGCGCUGGACAACAUAGUCACCCAGUACAACACCUAUGAGGACUUCCUGGACUCGCAGAUCACCACCGUGGACUUGUACUACCUGGAGGAUGAAAGUCUGGCACGUCAGCUGGUGGAGCUUGGCUACCGAGGGAUUGGCGAGGUGGUGAAAAGAGAUGAUUUCGACUCAAGGAAGGCAUCUAUAGAGAUUGCAAGACUGGCUGAAAGAACUCAGAAAAAGUCAUUAACAAGUGCCGGUAAAGACUUGAAGGAUGAUUUUCUGAAGGCUUUGGCAGUGAGAGAAGAAGACAACCGCAGUGGAAGAGUGAGCUCCGUGAUCUUUAUUCGUGACAGAAAUUCUCAUGGGCAAGAGGUAUCAGGAUAUAUUGACUAUUGCCACAGACUAAAGAAUGAAGAUUUUGAACUCUAUUUUAGUGGUAAAAAAAGACUUCUUCCAAAACCAUCAGAUUUGAGCUUUUACAACUGGGAAAGUCAUAUUGCUGUUUGGAAUUCAACUCCGAAUUACCAAGUGAUUGCUGACAAUCCAGAAGGCUUACUUUUCAAAUACAAAAGAGAUAGAAAAAUUCUCAAUGUCGACCCAAAAGCUCAUCCAGGAGACAAUUCUACUAGAACCUCUAUCCAGACAGGACUCUACAUACAAGCUGUCAUUUUUGACCACAUUUCUAGAAGAAAGACCUAACAACAAACUUGUUAAUUGGCAUCCUGAUUGGUUAAAUUAAAUAAAUCAUAUAGGCAGAAGCAAACAAGAAUGUAGCUAGAAGGCAUUUAAUAGUGAUAAACAUUAAUAAAAAUUAGAAAAGAAA
Erinaceus europaeus (western European hedgehog) is the source of this 877-nucleotide messenger RNA. RefSeq names its product cilia and flagella associated protein 299 (gene CFAP299). Bases 52 to 753 code for a protein of 233 amino acids. The record is from RefSeq and is a predicted model, not a curated record. Lineage: Eukaryota; Metazoa; Chordata; Mammalia; Eulipotyphla; Erinaceidae. The transcript is spliced from 6 exons.